GUUGCGCGUCCAGCUCGACGCGGCGCCUGCAGGCUACGUGCGGGCUGACAUGAGCGGGCUUUGGUGACGGAAAAAAGUUCGGUGCUGUGUUCUAAACACGAGCAGCCUCCCGCUGGAGCCGGUGGAGGUGGCGACGAUGCUGCCGCGCAGUGUGUGCCUGCUCCUUCUGCUCCCGGCGCUCCUGGACGCCCAGUACGAGAAGUACAGCUUCAGGAGUUUCCCCCAGCAGGACAUCAUGCCGCUGGACUCCGCGUACGGCUACGCGAUGGAGCAGUACGCGGCGCAGAACUGGAAGGAGAGCGUCAAGUACCUGGAGCUCAGCCUGCGGCUCCGGCGGCUGCUGCGGGACAGCGAGGCGUUCUGCGGCCGCAACUGCAGCGCCGCGAGCCGCGGCGGCGACGACGCCGCGUUCGCCGACGGCAGCCUCCGCGUCAUGCGCCACGUCCUGCAGAGAGCCGCGUGCCUCAAGCAGUGCAAGGCGGAUUUUCCCGUGUUUAACCUCGCGUACCCUCGACGGGAUUUACUAGAAACCUUCGACAGGAGGACCCCGUAUCGGUACUUACAGUACGCGUACUACCAGCUAAACAACGUGGAGAAGGCUGUGGCAGCGGCUCACACCUUCCUGAAGAAGAACCCGAAGGACCCUCACUUAACCAAGAACAUGAACUACUACAAGACGCUGUUUGACGUGGAGGAGUACCUGGUGGACCACGAGGAGCAGCCGUACGAGAGCGUGUUCCUGAAGAGCGUGACGCUCUACAACAGCGGGGACUUCAGCGGCAGUGCCCGGCACAUGGAGCAGGCCAUCGCGCAGUACUUCGACGUGUACGACCUCUGCUUGUCCGGCUGCGAGGGCUCCUAUGAGAUCCUGGAGUUCAAAGACUUCUACCCCACGCUGGCAGAUCUCUACGCGGACGUGCUGCGGUGCCAGGUCGGCUGCGAGGAUCAGCUGACGCCCAGCGUCGGCGGCUUCGUCGUGGAGAAGUUCGUCGCCACCAUGUACCACUACCUGCAGUUCUCCUACUACAAACUGAACGACGUGAAGAACGCCGCGCCGUGCGCUGCCAGCUACAUGCUGUUCGACCCCCAGGACCAGGUGAUGCAGCAGAACGUGGCCUACUACCGCUUCUACCGGGAGCAGUGGGGCCUCCGGGACGGCGACUUCCAGCCCCGCGCCGAGGCGCGGAGGUAUUUCACCCAGACGACCAAACAGAAGGAGAUGCUGGAGUUCGCGAUGAACUACCUGCAAACGGACGACGAGGACGUGAUCAGUGCAGAGGAUUUGUCCAGCUCCCGCCCCGAGCAUCCGGACGCGGAGUUCGAGGGGAUGGGCGACUACGAGGAGUCCUUCCUGGCCGAGUGGUGGCAGGAGCCCAAGUCCAAGUGGGACACGGGAGAGGUGGCGGAUUGAGCGCCGCCCCCUCGCACCGCGAGCAGAAGCCUCGUGCUCCGUCCGGUCCCGCGUCUCGCGACAGCACAGCCAGGACGGACAGACGCACCGGUGACCCCGAAAAGCUCCGACGUCCAGACUGAAGGACGGAGGCACAAACUGACAAACUGAUCCGUCGCGCUGAAAGAGAUCGGAGAUCAUCGCGUUGUGUUCCGGCUGUCGUUACCAAAACGUUUUAUUUAAGAGCUCCUCUGUUUUAUUUACCGUCGACUACAUGUCGACCACAGACUGGGCUGUUGUUAAAAUGGUUUUCUGUUAAUUAAAAUAAUAUUUUGUUAUAUUUAUAUUUUUUUCUAACUUCAAAUCAGAAAAAAACAAUAAACAAUCAGAACGUCA
Molecule: messenger RNA, 1786 nt
Organism: Betta splendens (Siamese fighting fish)
Lineage: Eukaryota; Metazoa; Chordata; Actinopteri; Anabantiformes; Osphronemidae
Gene: p3h4
Product: prolyl 3-hydroxylase family member 4 (inactive)
Exons: 7
Coding region: 137-1411 (424 amino acids)
Biological process (GO): peptidyl-lysine hydroxylation; collagen fibril organization
Cellular component (GO): endoplasmic reticulum
Molecular function (GO): collagen binding; protein binding
Source: RefSeq, a predicted model, not a curated record